AUGCCUAUCUCCAUCCCAAAAGCUGAAUCCCUCAAGGACCUCUUCUCCUUAAAGGGAAAGGUUGUCAUCAUCACCGGUGCUUCCGGACCCAAGGGAAUGGGUAUCGAAGCCGCACGAGGAUGUGCCGAGAUGGGUGCUGAUGUCGCCAUCACAUACUCUUCCCGUCCAGAGGGAGGUGAGAAGAACGCCAAGGAAUUGGCCGAGACAUAUGGUGUCAAGGCUAAGGCAUACAAGUUGGACAUUGGUGAUUAUGCUAGCGUAGAGAAGUUGGUUGCCGAUGUUGUCAAGGAAUUCGGAAAGGUCGAUGCUUUCAUUGCCAACGCUGGUAGAACUGCUGAUAGUGGUAUUCUCGAUGGAACCGUCGAGGCUUGGAACGAGGUCAUCCAAACCGAUCUUAACGGAACCUUCCACUGCGCAAAGGCUGUUGGACACCACUUCAAGGAGCGUGGAACCGGUUCUUUCGUCAUCACCGCUUCGAUGUCCGGUCACAUCGCCAACUUCCCACAAGAACAAACCUCAUACAACGUUGCCAAGGCAGGAUGCAUUCACAUGGCACGCUCCCUCGCCAACGAAUGGCGCGACUUCGCCCGUGUCAACUCUAUCUCCCCAGGUUACAUUGACACUGGUCUUUCCGACUUUGUCGACCAAAAGACUCAAGCUUUGUGGAAGUCCAUGAUCCCUAUGGGUCGUGAUGGUGAAGCCAAGGAGUUGAAGGGUGCCUAUGUCUACUUGGUAUCUGAUGCUUCCACCUAUACCACUGGAGCUGACAUCGUUAUCGACGGUGGUUACUGCUGCAGAUAAAUGUAUUAUAUCUGUUUUUUCAUGACAUGACUGGGAUGAAAGGAAUGGCUGGGUUUUGGAGUUUGCCACAAAAAUGAUGGCUGAUAUUUUAGCGACAUUCGAUUGAAAUGAAAAGCAAUUUUUUCUCGAUAAUAUUUUUCCUUUGAGUGAAUACAACAUGAUUAUAUGCGAU
This is a messenger RNA of Botrytis sinoallii, 973 nucleotides long. RefSeq lists its product as uncharacterized. Gene Ontology annotation, cellular component: intracellular anatomical structure. The record is from RefSeq and is a predicted model, not a curated record. Gene Ontology annotation, molecular function: oxidoreductase activity, acting on NAD(P)H, oxygen as acceptor. The coding region runs from base 1 to 801 and encodes 266 amino acids. The transcript is spliced from 2 exons. Lineage: Eukaryota; Fungi; Ascomycota; Leotiomycetes; Helotiales; Sclerotiniaceae.